AUGUGUGCCGUCAUUUGUGGCAUCUUCUGUCAAGGUGAUUUCUUCACAAGAUUGCUCUCUCUAUCUUCACUACCGGUAUCUGAUGGUGAGCUCGACAUUAUGGGUACCCAUGCCUAUCAUCAGACUGACAACAGGGACAAUUGCUACGGCUGUUCUCUCGCCAAACCACCACCUAAUAGUCAGGACACCAUAACCACGUGUGUCCCCUCAAUCCCCUCAUUCUCCAAUGCACUCCGCACCAUCAUCCUGUGGGCUAUCCCCGAGAAUCAACACUCCACAGGCACCUCAUCCACGAUCCCCGAUUCCACGGGACCUAUCGGAGACAGCUGCAGCAAAGCCAGCAACAACCUACUAAUGCACGGCGUCUGCUCACACACAUGUUUACGCAGUAGUCUAGACACCACGAUCUGCCGGGGAUGGCCCAUUGCAGGAAAAAAAAGAAGUGUCCCAAGCAUCCCAGGGGAAGGAUGUCACCGUCUCAUUUCAUGCCAUGGUGAAAAUCCCGCCCAGUUCACACAUAGUAUCCAGUAA
This is a messenger RNA of Podospora bellae-mahoneyi, 531 nucleotides long. RefSeq lists its product as uncharacterized. The transcript has a single exon. The record is from RefSeq and is a predicted model, not a curated record. Bases 1 to 531 code for a protein of 176 amino acids. Lineage: Eukaryota; Fungi; Ascomycota; Sordariomycetes; Sordariales; Podosporaceae.